Durusdinium trenchii is the source of this 1331-nucleotide messenger RNA. The record is from the annotation of a GenBank genome assembly. NCBI's taxonomy places the organism in Eukaryota, Dinophyceae, Suessiales, Symbiodiniaceae.
AGUUUGCGUGUAGUCCUUACGAUGUCACAUUGAUCUUUGGGGAGAUGAUGCUGUCCUUACUGCCCCGUAGCGGAGUGCCUCCAUCGCUUCGCUCCCUUCCAACCAGGCAGCCAACUCGCCACUACUUCUUGGCUGGAGCUGUGGCUGCAGCGGCGGUUCCUUGGGCAUGCGCCAGGAUAUACCAGCAACCAAGCCAGCGGCCUCAGCGUCGCUUGCUUUCAAGAUGCGAAGGCCAAAGCUGCUGGCCGAGAACUCUGAACUCUUUCUUUUUUUUAAACCCUUGACAUCUAUUGGCCACGUCUCACAGGUGGAGCGACGCCCAGUGGUCUGCGAAUUGACUUCUGUGGUCGACCCGCCAAAGGAUUCACCCCGAUUUUCUACUCGGACCCCGUCACGAACACUGCCUCAGUGAAUGCAGGAGAUUACAACUUGUAUGUGGGAGGCGGCUCCAUCAACCUAGCUUUUGCUAAGGAGCUUGGUCAAAAUCCAAAGUCCAAUGGCUACAAGGAGAUGCACGAGGCACUUCUCGCGGCUGCUGCAGAUGCUCCUGGCCGUUUUGUCAGUGGUUCCAACGUGCCCGAAGCUGACAAGAUUCGAGCGCAGCUGGGCUUGUUGGGCUGCUUUGCUAGAUUGCCUGAGGGAAGAGCAAAAGGAGAUUUGGAUCCCGUUGGCGCGGCUUUCCUUGACAUAUUUGGGACGGAGCGGCCAUUGAGUCAGAAGAACGUGGCCAUGUUGUAUGUGGUUGGCCCAAAAGGCACUGGUGCUCCUGGAGGGCAUGGCCCUACCAUAGAUUCCGCUGCACAGUUCCUAGAGAAAGUGGCAGAGAUGGCGCAGAACGCCCUUGCACUUGUCGCUGCUUACAAUGAUCAAAUUGAGGAUUGCAAAUUGGAGAUGCCAAGAAUUGAAACUCUUCAGUUUUGCUUGGUGUCUGGUGGAGUCUAUAUGCAUCCUGAAAGCACCAAGAAGGAUGUGGCGAAGGCCAUCCUUCAGGGGUUGCAGUGCGGAGUUCAUGGCAAGGCACUUCCCGUUGUGCGCUUUGCGUACGACUCCCACUGCUUUGAGGAUGCCGCAGCUGAGAUGUCGUAACGGGCAGAGGCUGAGAUGUAGUGCAUCGAGGAGUCCAACACGUCGUGCCGGUCUUGCGGACACGUUUGGCGUUUGAUCGGUUCUCGUGGACAUCAUGAGUGUGCAGCUGGUAUGGCAAGCCUCCUUGACAUGCUCUCCGAGCAGCAGUCCAUCUCCAUGGCAGUGGUGAGCAGUCUCACAACACUUAUAAGACAAAAAGGAGCGUUGGAACAGAAAGCAGGGCAGCAUGUGUGAUGGAUUCUUUU